AUGACGUCGCCGAUCGCAAACUCUCAUGACCCCGACUUCCUCUAUGCAGUGCAUCAAGCAGGUCAUCCAAGUCCCCAGAUGCCGAGUCACAGCAACAACGAGGUCGCAUCGAUCGAGAACUAUGGCUACAAUCGUACCCGAGACGGUUCCGAGGAGGAUCUCUUUCGAGGCUUCAACAGCUACCGUGUGAGCGGUGUGCGCAACCAUGAGUUCAAGACUUAUCUGGUGGACGGAAAGAUCGAGAAACCUUGGACUGCGGACAAGAAAUACAAAGCGCCUCGCAAGGGCAAUUGGUAUAUCCUCGGAGGCCUUCUCCUUGCGAUAGCUGUCAGCGCUGUUGUGAACUGGAGGAUCGCGGUCGGCGUUCCCAACCACGAGUAUUGUCUAGUCUUGGACGAUUCCUUCAGCACUCUCGAUAAAUCUAUCUGGAGUCAUCAAGUCCAACUUGACGGCUUUGGUACGGGCUCAUUCGACUGGACAACGACUGACGGCCGAAACGCCUUUACUGACGGAGAUGGACUUCACAUCGUUCCCACUUUCACAACCGCCACAACCGAUAUUACUGAAGGCCAACUACACAAUGGUUAUCAUCUGAACUUGGGCGAGUCAAAACAUGGUGACGGAUCAUGCACAGCCAACAUAACUGCCCAAUACUAUGCCGAUGAAUGCAGCAGGACCUCCAACAUUUCCUCCCACACGAUCAUAAACCCCGUGAGGUCGGCACGCCUGACUACGCAAGGUGCAAAAUCGAUCCAGUAUGGUCGCGUUGAAGUCGUGGCCAAGGUGCCAAAGGGCGAUUGGCUCUGGCCGGCAAUCUGGAUGAUGCCCGAAGAUUCUGUAUAUGGAAUCUGGCCGCUGAGUGGCGAGAUUGAUAUCAUGGAAAGUCGCGGUAACGCACGUGGCUACCGAAACGGCGGAAGAGAGACAGUCUCAAGCACGAUCCAUUGGGGUACCUCGUGGAAGACCGACAACUUCUUCAGAACCACACAAAAGUACAAAAAACAAAGAACAGACUAUUCCGAAGGUUUCCAUACCUUCGGUCUGGAGUGGUCAAAAGAUUACCUUUACACAUGGGUCGACAAUCGACUUCAGCAAAUUCUCUACGUCGACUUCACGAAACAGGAUUUCUGGCAACGCGGCCAUUUCCAAGGUGACUUCGAGAACGGGACGCAACUCACGAAUCCUUGGUUCAUUUCUCCUAACAAAAAUGCACCUUUCGAUCAAAAGUUCUACCUGAUUCUCAAUGUUGCGGUUGGGAGUCGCAAUGGCUGGUUCGCGGACGGAGUUGGUAGCAAGCCAUGGGUUGACGGAAGAGACUCUGCAGCCUCUGACUUCUACGGCGCCCGAUCGGAGUGGGAGCCGAGCUGGGGAACGGGAAACGAACGCGGUCUGACGGUCAAGAAUGUCAAAAUGUGGCAGCAAGUCACAAUUGAGAAUGAGUUGGAGGGAGUGGCUCACACCUUGUAUAAGACAAAGAACAAUGACAAUGCCCAAGUCGUCUCCGGCACGGUGACUGCAUCAAAACAAAGGAUGUGGCGGUUACUGUACUUGUUUUUGCUGUUUAUCCGCGUCUAUUUUGCCGUGUCGCCCAGUUAUCUUCACCCGGAUGAGAUCUUUCAGGGGCCAGAACCCAUUGCUGGAUAUUUGUUCCCGUAUCCGACUCGUCCAACAUGGGAAUGGACGUCUUCGCGCCCCAUCCGUAGUGUCUUUCCACUAUGGCCAAUAUAUGGGUUGCCCAUGACCCUCCUGAAAUGGACCUGGGCUCAGGAAGAUGAAGGCGAUCGCGUCGAUCCCACUAUCCUCUAUUAUACUCUUCGCCUGGUUAUGUUUGUUCUCAGUUUCGUGCUGGAGGACUGGGCUGUUCAUGAAUUAGUCCGCUCCCCUCGACGCUGGAUCCAGGCCGUGAUUUUGGUCACUUCUUCAUAUGUGACUUGGACCUUUCAAACACACACCUUUUCGAACUCUAUUGAGACACUUCUGGUUUUAUGGAGCCUAGUGAUGAUAGAGCGCGUUUUGCGCGACAAGAAGCGGUCCGCAAUCGCGUCGAGCGCUGUCCUAGGAUUUCUUUUUGUAUUCGGAAUCUUCAAUCGGGUUACUUUUCCCGCCUUCGUUGUGAUACCCGGCAUUCAACUCUUGCCACAUUUUUGGAAUAGACCUUUCUGCUUUCUGGCCCUCACACUUUCCGGCCUUUUCUGGACAUUAAUCGCCAUCAUCACCGAUACGGCUUACUAUUCUGGGCCGUCAGCCACGAGGUCUUUCAGUGCACUCUACGACUGUGUCUGGAAGAAUCCAGUAAUCACUCCGCUCAAUAAUCUCCUGUACAAUACGCAGACCAGCAAUCUUGCACAGCACGGUCUCCAUCCGCAUUAUCAACAUCUUCUGAUCAACCUUCCUCAACUUCUCGGACCAGCGUUAAUCAUCCUAAUUGCUUCUGCCUACCCGUUCAAUCUCCGCAUCCUGAAAAGCAUGCUCACCAACAAUCGCCUCGCCUCUGCGGGUGCAGGUUGUCUUUUACUCAGCUUUAUCCCACACCAAGAACCCCGCUUCCUCCUACCCGCCGUGCCUCUGGUCCUGACGAGCAUUCGGGCCCCAUCCUCGAAAGCAUGGUCGGUUGUGUUCUGGACCAGUUGGGUGAUCUUUAAUGCCCUGUUCGCAAUCCUCAUGGGUGUCUAUCACCAAGGCGGAAUCAUUCCAGCGCAGCUGGCCAUGCCUUCCCUGGUAAUACACUCAUUGAACACAACCCAUUCUGACGCACAUAAUGUUGAAGUCUUUUGGUGGAAGACCUACCCGCCGCCGACCUUCCUUCUCGGCUCUGAACCGGCGCACCCUGCAACCAACAGGUCCCUGAAUAUCUCCACUGUUCCGCUGAUGGGCUAUCCUCAAAACGAAUUGAUCUUCAUGCUCAUGCAACACAUGCCGACCUGCGACCCAUCACUUUUAGAACGAUUAAUCUUGCACAAAGAGAAGACGGAUGUCUAUGUGGUGGCGCCACUCAGCGCAUGGCGUCUCGAUGCUUCCAAUACCCGCCCAGGUUCAGCCAAGCAGACUCCUGCCCAAGCACCCGUCUUCGACUAUCCACCGGUUUCCAAUUUCAGUUUCGCAAUCGAUAUGAACGUCCCACCUGCGCAGCUGAGUUUAACCAAUCUAGCCGUGUUCCGCCGGCAUUUGAAUCUGGACGACUUAGAUUUUGGGGACGACGGGGUGUGGCCGACGUUGGAGAGAGUCGUGGGAAGGCGAGGACUCGGCGUCUGGAGGGUCGACCGUAUCUGCGGCCCGGUGGAGUAUGUUGACGCACAUACGGGGAGGAAAGCAACUCUCAGGGACGUGGAGAAAAACGAGGCACGUGAGGAGUCUGUUGUGCCAAGCGCAGACCCGACUCCGUUCCCAUCCUCAGGAGUCAGAGAGGUGUCGAGUUCGACUUUGGUCGCGUCUGGAGGCGAUGAGGAGAGGAGGAUCAUCAGUACAACCACAGUGCGAGCAGAUAUUCCGACCCAGGACUCGAGCAAGGGGCUGUGA
Messenger RNA from Fonsecaea erecta, 3516 nucleotides. RefSeq lists its product as hypothetical. Gene Ontology annotation, biological process: carbohydrate metabolic process. NCBI's taxonomy places the organism in Eukaryota, Fungi, Ascomycota, Eurotiomycetes, Chaetothyriales, Herpotrichiellaceae. Gene Ontology annotation, molecular function: glycosyltransferase activity; hydrolase activity, hydrolyzing O-glycosyl compounds. The record is from RefSeq and is a predicted model, not a curated record. Bases 1 to 3516 code for a protein of 1171 amino acids. The transcript is spliced from 11 exons.